CUACUACAAACUUAUCUUUCUCCCACCCUUCAUCAACACUUCAUUUCACUCUCUAUAUAAUUACCCUUAUCUUGCAUUCCUUUUCUAAACGCUCCCAAAAUAUAUUCUUUACAAGUAUUCAUUCAGUCUUUUUAGAGACAAGAAUCAAUGGAGAUUCAGCAAGAGGAACACGAGUCGUGGUCGGAGACGGAGAGCACGGGGAGCCGGAGCACACGUGUGGGCUUCAGUGGGCCGCUGAGCGGCCCAUUGGUGUCCAACAACAAGAAGAAGUUGAGCGCCAGGUUCAAGGACGACGAUGAUGACUUGGUCGAGAUCACCUUGGACGUUCGCGACGACACCGUUUGCGUCCAGAACAUUCGAGGCGGAGACCCAGAGACGGCACUCCUCGCUAGCCGCCUCGAGAAGCGGCCGUCCUCGCUCGGUGUCCGCCUCAGACAGGUGUCACAGGAACUGAAACGCAUGACUUCCUCUCAGAAGUUCGACAAAGUUGAUAGGAGCAAGUCCGGUGCCGCACGUGCACUCAAAGGACUCAAGUUUAUUACCAAAAAUGUCGGAACUGAUGGUUGGUCUAAGGUUGAGAGCCGGUUCCUUGAGUUGGCUGUCGAUGGAAAGCUCCCCAAAACCCGGUUUAGCCAGUGCAUAGGUAUGAACGACUCGAGGGAGUUUGCUGGAGAGUUAUUUGAUGCAUUAGCUCGUCGUCGAGGCAUAACAUCGGCUUCCAUUACCAAGGAUGAGUUGCGUGAAUUCUGGGAACAAAUUACUGAUCAGAGCUUUGAUUCAAGGCUGCAGACCUUCUUUGACAUGGUGGACAAGAAUGCUGACGGACGAAUUACCGAAGAAGAAGUCAGAGAGAUUAUCGCUUUGAGCGCUUCCGCUAAUAAGCUUUCAAAAUUACAAGAGCGUGCGGAAGAAUAUGCAGCUCUUAUCAUGGAAGAGUUGGAUCCAGACAACCUUGGAUUCGUUGAGGUUUACAAUUUGGAAAUGCUGCUUCUGCAAGCACCAGCGCAAUCAACACACAUGAACACAGAUAGCAGGGUGCUGAGCCAAAUGCUGAGCCAGAAACUAGUCCCAACAAAAGAGCACAACCCAAUCAAGCGUGGGUUGCGGUCACUGUCCUACUUCAUCGAGGACAAUUGGAAGCGUCUCUGGAUUGUAGCUCUCUGGCUCUGCAUUUGCGCAGGCCUCUUUACUUGGAAGUUCAUCCAGUACAAGAACCGCGCAGUCUUCCACGUCAUGGGCUACUGUGUCACCACGGCCAAGGGAGCCGCCGAGACUCUCAAGUUCAACAUGGCCUUAAUCCUCUUACCUGUAUGCAGAAACACCAUCACCUGGCUCAGGAGCAGGACCAAGCUAGGCAUGGCCGUUCCCUUUGAUGACAACAUCAACUUUCACAAGGUGAUUGCUUUUGGGGUUGCGAUUGGGGUUGGGUUGCAUGCAAUUUCGCAUCUAACGUGCGAUUUCCCAAGGCUGUUACACGCGACGGACGCGGAAUAUGAGCCAAUGAAGCCAUUUUUUGGGGAGCAUAGGCCAAACAAUUAUUGGUGGUUUGUGAAGGGGACAGAGGGUUGGACAGGGAUAGUGAUUGUGGUGCUUAUGGCAAUAGCAUACACAUUGGCACAACCUUGGUUCCGAAGAAGCAGGUUGAAUCUUCCUAAACCUCUCAAGAAACUCACUGGCUUCAACGCCUUUUGGUACUCUCAUCACCUCUUCGUCAUUGUCUAUGCUCUUUUAAUCGUUCAUGGAUACUUCCUUUACCUCAGCAAGCAUUGGUAUAAGAAAACGACUUGGAUGUAUCUUGCUAUUCCCAUGCUCAUAUACGCAUGUGAGCGCCUACUUCGUGCUUUUAGAUCUGGCUACAAAAGCGUCAAGAUUUUGAAGGUUGCAGUAUACCCAGGAAAUGUCUUGGCCUUGCAUAUGUCAAAACCACAAGGGUUUAAGUACUAUAGCGGACAGUAUAUUUUCGUUAACUGUUCAGAUGUCUCCCCAUUUCAAUGGCAUCCUUUCUCUAUUACAUCAGCUCCGGGAGAUGAUUACGUAAGCGUCCAUAUUCGGACUUUGGGUGACUGGACUUCACAGCUUAAGGCGGUUUUCGCGAAGGCGUGUCAACCGGCAAGUGGGGACCAAAGUGGUCUUCUAAGAGCAGAUAUGUUACAGGGCAACAACAUACCAAGGAUGCCGAAGCUCUUGAUUGAUGGGGCAUAUGGAGCUCCAGCACAAGACUACAAGAACUACGAAGUGAUCCUUCUCGUGGGGCUAGGAAUUGGUGCAACACCAUUGAUUAGUAUACUGAAAGAUGUGUUAAACAACAUAAAGCAACAGAAAGACAUAGAAGAAGGGAUGGUGGAAAGUGGUGUUAAGAACAACAAGAGAAAACCAUUCGCCACAAACAGGGCUUAUUUCUACUGGGUGACACGUGAGCAGGGGUCGUUCGAGUGGUUCAGGGGUGUGAUGGAUGAGGUUGCAGAGAAUGACAAGGACGGAGUGAUUGAGCUUCAUAACUAUUGUACAAGUGUGUAUGAAGAAGGAGAUGCCAGAUCGGCUUUGAUCACAAUGCUUCAGUCCCUCCAACAUGCUAAGAGUGGUGUGGAUAUUGUUUCAGGGACAAGGGUCAAGACCCACUUUGCUAGGCCUAAUUGGCGUAAGGUCUUUAAGCAAGCUGCUCUCAAACACCCUAACAAAACAGUUGGUGUAUUUUACUGUGGAGCUCAUGCUUUGGUUGGAGAAUUAAAGAGGCUUUCUCUGGACUUUUCUAGGAAAACCAACACUAAGUUCGAUUUUCAUAAGGAGAAUUUUUAGAUUCUUUUAUCUCUUAGCUCUUCAUUUUUAAUUUAUUUUAUAUUUUUCUCAACUGUAAUAUAUAUAAAUAGUCAGGGCCGGGGGAGACUAAUUAGUAGUAUAUAUAAAAGGUUGCUGCAUGAACUUUUUGUUGCAGAAAUAGAUGAGCGGCUAAGCUAGCAGUGCAUUAAUUUGUGAUUCGUAUAUACAUGUAUAAAAAAAUUGUAUUCUCCUUGAUGGGAAUUAAAUUAUGACAUUGUUGUUUUCACU
Messenger RNA from Arachis ipaensis, 3045 nucleotides. It is a transcript of the gene RBOHB, whose product is annotated as respiratory burst oxidase-like protein. Gene Ontology annotation, cellular component: plasma membrane. Gene Ontology annotation, molecular function: peroxidase activity; calcium ion binding; NAD(P)H oxidase H2O2-forming activity. Lineage: Eukaryota; Viridiplantae; Streptophyta; Magnoliopsida; Fabales; Fabaceae. The record is from RefSeq and is a predicted model, not a curated record.